GUGGCGCUUGGCAUUCGGCAUGCGCAUAUUACCGAGGAAGAAAAUCUGCGGAGUUAACUAACCGAGGCUUAAAACUGUAAACAUAAAGAGCCCAGGCGACUUGUGUCUAUGCUUGGGAUGGAAUUCUAAGAUUAACUUGAAGGUGUGGGAUCAAACAUUGUUCUUCAGUGCAUGGAUGCAAAGCCAAUGCGCAGGGCCACCAGCGCACGUCAGGACGCCACUGGAAUGGACAUCACCAGCCGCUGUACUCUGGGGGACCCCAACAAGCUGCCUGAAGGGGUCCCCCAGCCUGCACGCAUGCCCUAUGUCUCAGACAAACAUCCACGGCAGACCCUGGAGGUGAUCAACCUGCUGAGAAAACACCGGGAGCUCUGUGACGUCGUGCUGGUGGUGGGCGCCAAGAAGAUCUACGCACACCGUGUGAUCCUCUCUGCCUGCAGCCCCUACUUCAGGGCAAUGUUUACUGGAGAGCUGGCAGAGAGCAGGCAGACAGAAGUGGUUAUUCGUGAUAUUGAUGAGAGGGCCAUGGAGCUACUCAUUGACUUUGCUUAUACCUCACAGGUGACCGUAGAGGAGGGGAACGUCCAGACGCUGCUCCCUGCAGCCUGCCUGCUCCAGCUUGCUGAGAUUCAGGAAGCCUGCUGCGAGUUCCUUAAGAGGCAGCUGGAUCCAUCCAACUGCCUGGGCAUCAGGGCGUUUGCUGACACACACUCCUGUCGCGAGCUCCUCCGCAUUGCAGAUAAGUUCACCCAGCACAAUUUUCAGGAGGUAAUGGAAAGUGAGGAGUUCAUGCUGCUCCCUGCCAACCAGCUCAUUGACAUCAUCUCCAGCGAUGAGCUGAACGUGCGGAGUGAGGAGCAGGUUUUCAAUGCUGUGAUGGCCUGGGUCAAAUACAGCAUCCAGGAGCGAAGACCUCAGCUACCCCAGGUCCUGCAGCAUGUCCGCCUGCCACUGCUCAGCCCCAAGUUCCUGGUGGGCACGGUGGGUUCAGAUCCUCUCAUCAAGAGUGACGAAGAGUGCAGAGACCUGGUUGAUGAGGCCAAGAAUUACCUGCUGCUACCACAGGAGAGGCCGCUAAUGCAGGGUCCCAGGACUCGGCCGAGGAAACCCAUCCGAUGUGGAGAGGUCCUUUUUGCAGUUGGAGGUUGGUGCAGCGGUGACGCCAUUUCCAGCGUGGAGCGCUAUGAUCCACAGACCAAUGAGUGGCGGAUGGUGGCGUCAAUGAGUAAGCGGCGAUGUGGCGUUGGUGUGAGUGUGCUGGAUGACCUGCUGUAUGCAGUGGGAGGUCACGAUGGCUCGUCAUAUCUGAACUCUGUGGAGAGAUACGAUCCUAAAACCAACCAGUGGAGCAGCGAUGUGGCCCCCACCAGUACUUGUCGUACCAGUGUCGGCGUCGCUGUGCUUGGUGGCUAUCUGUAUGCUGUGGGAGGACAGGAUGGAGUUUCCUGUCUCAACAUUGUUGAAAGGUAUGAUCCCAAGGAGAACAAAUGGACUCGCGUGGCAUCCAUGAGCACCAGGCGAUUAGGCGUAGCUGUGGCCGUACUGGGAGGAUUUCUGUAUGCUGUAGGAGGAUCUGAUGGGACGUCACCGUUAAACACAGUGGAGCGCUACAACCCUCAAGAAAACCGCUGGCACACCGUAUCUCCCAUGGGAACCAGAAGAAAGCACCUCGGCUGUGCGGUCUAUCAGGACAUGAUCUACUCUGUGGGAGGUCGAGACGACACCACAGAGCUGAGCAGCGCAGAGCGAUACAACCCCAGGACCAACCAGUGGUCUCCUGUAGUGGCCAUGACAUCCAGACGGAGUGGGGUGGGCUUGGCUGUGGUUAAUGGUCAGCUCAUGGCAGUUGGAGGCUUUGAUGGGACGACUUAUCUGAAAACUAUAGAAGUCUAUGACCCUGACGCCAACACGUGGAGGUUGUAUGGAGGAAUGAACUACCGCCGGCUAGGUGGAGGAGUGGGCGUCAUUAAAAUGACUCACUGUGAAUCCCACAUUUGGUAAUGCCACCCCCGCCCCUCUCCCUCCACACACACUUUCACUUCUCAUCAGCUGGCGCUUCUUCUAGCCGACUCUUGUGCCUCCAAAAGAGAUGUUGUGAACCAAGUGGGCAUGUGAGAACCACGAGGAGGGAGGGGAGGUGAGAUGGAAAUAGAAGGACAAACUUUUGAACUCGACUUCACCCCCCCAACCCUCAAAUUCAAAGUCAUUAACUUUGAAAUAGCCUGGUUGUCAUUACUGACUGACCAUGGUCACCAUGAAGUGCACUGAGAGCAGAAGUCUACCAAGUACCAUUAAACUUCGAGUUUGGACAGGACGGACCUCCUCCCAGUUUUCAUUUUCCAAGCUUUGCGGUCUGGAUUUGAACCGGUGCUUACCUUUGUCCAAGAAUGCUGCUGGGAGUGAGUGUCUUUAACUGCAGCAGGUCCCGGAAAGAAGGCCUUGCUCACCUUCCCUUUGCUUUAUAUGGCAGCCCCCAGACUGCUGCUGCUGACCACCCACCGCCUUCAGUGAAUAUGAAGAAAAGCACCCAGUGGACGACCAGACUUUCUCAUCAUUGUGAGGGAUUCUUUAUUUCCUGGUGACACAACAUUGCAUACUGACUGUAAGAGCCCACGCUCCCUCAUUCUGGCUGUUUGACAUACAGCUCUCCUGGGCCUUGUGUGUAGCAUUAAAAUGUGUAACAGGCAGUUUCCUUCUGAAGGCAUCUGCUUGUGGAAGCUGGAUGCCCAGAGAGGAAAAUCAUAUUUUGGGACUGUAGCUGUUUUUUUUUUUUCCUCCUUUAAAUUUGAGUCUUUAAAAUUUUAAGUUCAUUUGGUGUAUUUAGAGGAAUAUAAUUCGCCCCGGGGGGACAGAGACACCAGAAAUCAGUCAUGUUGCUGCAGUGCUUCUGUUUAGAUCGCAUUUGUGGUCCUGAGUGUUGUGUAAGGAUCUCUGCUGCUUACUCCAACUCUACCAUCUUGGACUGCAUGUUCUGGUAACAGUGACCCUGGAGUUGGUGGCUGUUCUCCAGAACAGAACAAGAACUCCUGCUAAGAUGUUGGAUUUGGAUGAGAUUUAUUUUUUAUUUUUUUGGAAGCACCAUCUACCUGGACAGCAAUCCAGCAAGUAGGAAAACCAGAAAUAGAAAGAACCGAGGGUGGCUGAUUAGUGAUGAGGUUGUGUACUAGUUAUUCAAAUACAGAUGGCAUUGUUCUCUUAGAUGGAUUUAAAUUUUUAAAAGAAAAAUGCUAAAAUAAGUCACCAAAUGUACUUAGGCACCCAUUAAUAGUAAAUACUGGGUAAAAACAACACAAAGUAAUUGGGAACACUUAAAGAUUUGGCUUCAUCACACUGCCUGCCUCAUCUUUUGCCAAGAAUUCCAUCUUGUUUGAAUUUCAGCAGGACAUGCAUACAAUUUCAGGAAAUUUCCUCGACUUCAUUAAAUAUGUGCAGAAAGAAAUGAAGAGCGUUUUAAUUGAAGUGCACACAGGGGUGCAGUUGUCAGGUUGUUUCUUUUGGAAAGAAUGAUGUUGCAAAGGGGGAACCUGUCGGGCCACCCAGUAGCGCUCUGAACCGCAGCAUCCGGAAGGAUUCACAGGAUCGCCUGACUCUAGUGGACACAAGGCCAGUGGUCAAAUGUGGACACAGCUGACUGGAGUGUCUGCGUAUUAUUACAGUAAAGCUCAAAGAGAAAUCAAGUUAUUUUAAGGAUAGCCAGUGCAAUUUUAAAAAGCAAAAUAUCAGUUCAUUUUAAAAAGAAAUCAGCCUCAGUGAAAUAUUCCAAAGUCAGGAUGGCUUACAGAUGGCACUGUUUGUAAGCCAUCCGUGUGAUCCUCUGGAGAACAGCUUUACCACAACUUAAGCUGCACCAAGGCUCACACAGGGACUCUGUCAUUUAUUUAAAAGUCAGAUAGGACUCUGGUUCUGUAGCCAUGAUUGAUCAUUUAUCUUCAUGUUGUCCCUAAUCAUAGAAAUCAGGCAGCUGUCAUGGAAAUAGAGGAGAGUAAAAUUGGAUUUAUGUUACUGGCUGUGUGUUGAAACACAGGGAACCUUGUUGUGUGGCUAGCCUUCUACAAAUGCAGUAACACAGGAUGGACCACAAGAAUAGAACUGUUAAUGUAAAGUAGUUGCUACAUGUGUAGUGAUGAGAUAUUUGUUUAGAGAGCCAUAGGUCCAUUUUUGUUCUGCUUUCAGUGCCCACAUCCUUGCUUUGUUUGUGUAACAGCACCACCUGCUGUGGGAUGUUUGUACUGCAGCACUAAUGCAGAUGAGGACUUGGUACAUGGUUGUACAACCAAUCUCUCACUGAGUUUGAGUAAAUGGGGAAAUUUAGUUUGAAUGAAUCUUCUCAGAAUUUAUUGCACUGUGAUUGGUAAUGUAUUUUAGAAUUUAUCUUUUUUUUUUUUCUGUGUGUGUUUCUUAAUUAUAUUUUAUAAAGGUGUUU
Archocentrus centrarchus (flier cichlid) is the source of this 4423-nucleotide messenger RNA. RefSeq names its product kelch-like family member 20 (gene klhl20). Gene Ontology annotation, molecular function: type II interferon binding. Gene Ontology annotation, biological process: protein K33-linked ubiquitination; Golgi to endosome transport; proteasome-mediated ubiquitin-dependent protein catabolic process. The record is from RefSeq and is a predicted model, not a curated record. Gene Ontology annotation, cellular component: trans-Golgi network; PML body. NCBI's taxonomy places the organism in Eukaryota, Metazoa, Chordata, Actinopteri, Cichliformes, Cichlidae. Bases 172 to 2001 code for a protein of 609 amino acids. The transcript is spliced from 14 exons.